This is a messenger RNA of Dentiscutata erythropus, 591 nucleotides long. The record is from the annotation of a GenBank genome assembly. Lineage: Eukaryota; Fungi; Glomeromycota; Glomeromycetes; Diversisporales; Gigasporaceae.
AUGAGUGCCACAACCGAUCAGGAUGAACUCGCUCCGAGUCAAACACCUGGAUACAAAGUAGGUGAGAAGAAAACUCUUGACGAAUACGCUACUAUGGACUCCACCGACGAGUCCCUCAACAGAUGGAAAGCGUCACUUGGCUUGGCGGGCAAGGCAGCAGGCUCUCAAGUUGAUGGACCCAAGGUAAUUAUUUUACAUCUUGCACUUGAGGUUCCUGGGAGAGAGGAUGUAAUAUUGGACCUAUCGUCCAGAGAGGCUCUCGAAAAUGUCAAAAACACUCCCUUCGUUAUCAAAGAAGGUGUCGAAUAUCAAAUGAAAGUUAAGUUUAGAAUUCAACAUGAAGUUGUUUGUGGCCUUAAAUAUAUACAAGUCGUCAAGAGGAAAGGCAUUAAAGUCGACAAAACUGAGGAAAUGAUUGGUAGUUAUGGUCCAAACGAUGAGCCUUAUGAGAAGAAAUUUAUGGUCGAAGAAGCUCCAAGCGGUAUGUUUGCUCGUGGCCAUUAUGAAGCGAAGAGCAAAUUUAUUGAUGAUGACGGUUUUACUCAUUGUGAAUGGAACUGGUCGUUUGAUAUCAAGAAAGAUUGGGAUUAA